Messenger RNA from Trypanosoma grayi, 567 nucleotides. Its product is annotated as putative variant surface glycoprotein. NCBI's taxonomy places the organism in Eukaryota, Euglenozoa, Kinetoplastea, Trypanosomatida, Trypanosomatidae. The coding region runs from base 1 to 567 and encodes 188 amino acids. The transcript has a single exon. The record is from RefSeq and is a predicted model, not a curated record.
AUGCUGCGCCUCUGCCGAGUAUGUCUGAAGGUGCAAUCGCACCAAAAGAAAAAGUCGCAACACCCCAACGCCGGUACACGGUUUGGACGUGUGUACAACCGGGGAUUUAUUCGUUACGGCUUCGGCGGCUUUGGCAUGAGUGUUUACACACCGAAGAAGGAUCGCACAUUCCGUGUGCAGUCACUGCCGCCGCCACCAGUGGACGUCUUUGCGGAUAACGCCCCAUUAGUGCCCACAACGCGGACUUUGUCACCUAACUUCCGCGCCUUUGCGCUGCAGGAUGGCGGGGUGCUGUUCUCCCACCCCUCGCAUGAGCAGAUCAUGCGCUGGGGACAGGGCGUGCUAACGGAGGAGACAAAGGCUACUGGUAUGACCUCUAUGGACAACUACGUUAACUCACGAAUUCAGUCAAUCAUAGCGGAGAACACAGUGGAGAAUGUCGCGUUAAGUCAUUGGCGGCGGCGUCACAUGUGGAACCUUGUCAAGGCGCAUGGAAAGUUACAGCGGCGGUGGGGUAUGCCAGAUGCGGUGGUGGGAUCGCGCUCGAACAUCUAUGGACGGUCAUGA